Helianthus annuus (common sunflower) is the source of this 1971-nucleotide messenger RNA. RefSeq lists its product as uncharacterized. The transcript has 6 exons. Gene Ontology annotation, molecular function: nucleic acid binding; zinc ion binding; aspartic-type endopeptidase activity. Bases 1 to 1971 code for a protein of 656 amino acids. Lineage: Eukaryota; Viridiplantae; Streptophyta; Magnoliopsida; Asterales; Asteraceae. The record is from RefSeq and is a predicted model, not a curated record. Gene Ontology annotation, biological process: proteolysis.
AUGGAGAAUUGUCGAAGGAGCCUACCGGUCCCGGAUUUCUGCCGACUAGCCUUGAAGCGUUUGAACCAGGUCACCAUAUUAUUCAAGAGAGACGCUAAUGUCACGUUAGUUGGAAGCUACGGUUAUUGUUAUUUGCAAAUUAAGAUGCCUCCUCGUCGUGAGACACGCAACUCUGGUCGUCGUAAUGGUGGUGGACCAAAUGAGCCUGAUCCAAAUAUCGUAGCUGCUAUCACUCAGGCCUUUACUGCUGUGCUGCCUACACUUGUUCAGGUCGUACGUGGUCCUGAUCCGAAUCCGAAUCCUAAUCCAAACCCUAACCCCAAUCCUAAUCCGAACCCUUAUCCCAAUCCUAAUCCGAACCCUAAUCCCAAUCCAAAUCCAAACCCUAAUCCAAACCCAAACCCAAACGGUGCAACCACUCCAAUUGUAGCAAGGGAUUGGAUUGCUCAUAUUGAGAAAAUAUUUCGGGCAUUAGGAGUUGGCGAUGAAUUUAAAUCGAGAUUAGCAUCGUAUAAACUAGAAGAAGAUGCCGUGGAUAAGAGUUCUUACACACGAGAGUAUCACAAUAUCCGUCAGAGGAUUGACGAACCACUUUCUGACUUCACUGAUCGAUUUUAUCGACUAGUUGGAUUUCUUGGGUCAGCUGCUGGAACACCAGAGGAACAAGCAGAGAAAUAUCAAUGGGCAGUUUGUGAUCGGAUUCGUAGAGAAAUCAUCCAGUCAAUGUUCCCCACUAUUGAAGAGGGCGCUAAGGCUGCCAAAAAGGUUGAUAUAGAGAACAAAGAAUUUUUGGGUGGUUCCAAUAAUAAUAGGAAGAGAAACAGAGACGAAUACCGCACUCCGUUCACUAGUGAGUCGUCUCAAGCACCUACUCGAAAUAAUCAAAACAAUAUGAGGAAUAGGUCAUCGGGAAGGAAUAAUAGACCAUGGCAGGGAAGGAACCAAAAUCAGGGUCAGAUCAAACCCUACCAGCCACCAACCCAAGCUCAACCCGUAAACCAGAAAGGUAACCCGAACCUUACCCAGCCUCCAGUGUGUAACCAUUGCAACAAAUGUCACCCAGGCAUGUGUCGUCGACUUAUUGGGGCUUGCCAUAAGUGUGGAGAUAUGGGGCAUAAGAUUAGUGAGUGCCCAAAGGCUGGUAACCGACCAACUGAUACCACUAGGGGAGCUACUGUGCCACCUACUACUGGAGGGCGUGUUUUCUUAUUGACUGCAGGGGAAGCUGCUAAUGCUCCAGGUACCGUUUCGGGUAGUAUUUAUUUGGGCGAGCGUGACUUAUAUGUGUUAUUUGAUACUGGGGCAACCCACUCGAUAGUCUCACAACUAAUUGCCCGGCAUCUAAAAAUUUCACCUUCCCCAUUGGAUCAAGCUUUAGUUAUUUCUACACCAAUGGGAAAUCCUUCAGUUAUUACUCACGUCUAUAAAGAUUGCCCGCUUGUGGUCGGAAAUGUUAUUCGUAUAACGAAUCUUUAUCCCAUGCAAAUGGGAGAUUUUGAUGUCAUACUAGGCAUGGAUUGGUUAUCCAUGCAUCGAGCUACCAUUGAUUGUCACUCCAAACGAGUCAUUUUUGGUGAUACUCUGAAUCCUGAAUGUAUUUAUCAAGGAGCUCAACCUCGAAAAUCCAUUAAAAUCAUCUCUGCUCUGAAAGCUAAAAAACUUAUAUCCCAUGGAUGCGAGGGAUUCUUAGCUGCUAUUAAAGAUACCUCAGUGGAUACACCACGUGUCGAAGACGUUCCUAUUGUUCGAGACUUCUUUGAUGUCUUUCUAGAAGAAUUUCUAGGGAUACUACCUGAACGAGAAGUAGAGUUCACUAUUGAUUUGAUUCCCGGAGCUGAACCUAUUUCUAAAGCACCCUAUCGUAUGGCCCCAUUUGAGUUGAGGGAAUUGAAAGAACAGCUGCAAGAACUUUUGGAACUUGGAUUCAUUAGACCUAGUGUUUCACCUUGGGGAGCACCGGUUUGUUUGUGA